UCAAAUGUGACGCCAUCAAUGGCGAAGAAAACAAAAUUGGUGUGCACGUGCGUUUCGUGUCUUUUUUACUUUUGAGUUGUAAAUUGGAGAACUGGAUCGAGACGGUUGAGUCAGCAGACUUUUAAAAAAGCAUCAUGUCACCCAGAGGCAAAGGAGAAAAAGAAAAUGCUGAUGUUUACUGAAACAUUUCAAUGGAUGUGAAACAGGAGAGCUGUGAUGUGGACAGAAAUGUCAUGGAUAUUAAGGAGGAGGACUGCGAGUUGGAGUCCAUCUACCUUAAACAGGAAAGUCUGAGCAUCAAGGAGGAGAACAGUGAACUGCAGGCAGCGGGCAGUAAAGAAGAACUUGAAGAGAAGUCUGUCAGUAUUGAGAUGCACAACCAUACAAAUCUGAACAGUGUAAAAGAAGACAACCUUCAUGAUGGGUGUCAAGAUGGAGUGGUGACCAGGUUAGACUCUUCUCAAGGCAGACAAUGUUCAUCUCCAGAGCCUUCUGUCAAUGUGAAGACUGAAUCAUUACAGUCUAAACCAAAGGGGACUAAGAAAACUACAUCUGUUAGAGCUCAGGAAAAUUGGCCACCAUCUACAAAGAAGUCUGGAAAAAGAAACAAAGAUCAGUGCAGUUUGAAAUCUGGAAAAGAAUUCUGUGGCAGGAGUGCUCUUCAGAUCCACACUGGAAUUCACACCGGAGAGAAGCCAUAUUGCUGUAAUGAAUGUGGUAAACAGUUUUCACAUAUAAACAGUCUUAAGAAACACACUAGAGUUCACACUGGAGAGAAGCCGUAUUGCUGUAAUAAAUGUGGUAAACAGUUUUCACAUAUAAACAGUCUUAAGAAACACACUAGAGUUCACACCGGUGAGAAGCCGUAUUGCUGUAAUGAAUGUGGUAAACAGUUUUCACAAAUGAGCAAUCUGAAGAGCCACACUAGAAUUCACACUAGAGAGAAGCCAUAUUGCUGUAAUGAAUGUGGGAAACAGUUUUCACGUAUAAACCAUCUUCAGUCCCACGCUAGAGUUCACACUGGAGAGAAGCCAUAUUGCUGUAAUGAAUGUGGUAAACAGUUUUCACAAAUGAGCAAUCUUCAGAAACACACUAGAGUUCACACCGGAGAGAAGCCAUAUUGCUGUACUGAAUGUGGUAAACAGUUUUCACAUAUAAACAGUCUUAAGAAACACACUAGGGUUCACACCGGUGAGAAGCCGUAUUGCUGUAAUGAAUGUGGUAAACAGUUUUCACAAAUGAGCAGUCUGAAGAGCCACACUAGAACUCACACUAGAGAGAAGCCAUAUUGCUGUAAUGAAUGUGGAAAACAGUUUUCACAAAUGAGCAAUCUUCAGAAACACACUAGAGUUCACACCGGAGAGAAGCCAUAUUGCUGUACUGAAUGUGGUAAACAAUUUUCUCGUAUAAGCAAUCUGAAUGACCACACUAGAGUUCACACCGGAGAGAAGCCAUAUUGCUGUAAUGAAUGUGGUAAACAGUUUUCACAUAUAAACAGUCUUAAGAAACACACUAGAGUUCACACCGGUGAGAAGCCGUAUUGCUGUAAUGAAUGUGGUAAACAGUUUUCACAAAUGAGCAGUCUGAAGAUCCACACUAGAAUUCACACUAGAGAGAAGCCAUAUUGCUGUAAUGAAUGUGGGAAACAGUUUUCAAAUAUAAACAGUCUGAGGUAUCACACUAGAGUUCACAACAGAAUUAAAAAAGGUUGCAGUUCAAAAAUCAGUCCAGAAAAACAAGCACCCUUCAGGACUCGAGAGUGAGGUUCACUCCUGUCCUGAAAAGUAAGCAGACUAAACUAUUGUUGACAAAUUAACCUCUGAGAGAAACCGUAUUGCUGAUUGGAAUGUGGCAAACAAAUCUGUCAGAGGAGUUCUCUUCAGGGACGCACCAGAAUUCACACCGGAGAGAAGUGCAGUUGAACUGUCCUGACUAAAGAGCGAGGUUCACUCCUACCUGGACAGUAAGCACAUAUACCUGACUGGAAUCCAUCCUAAUUGGUGUUGUGUCAAAAACAAAUCCACACAUAGGAGAAUCAGAAGUUUAUAUCCUUUUUUCCUUUCCAGAAAUAAAAUUAAGAACAGGGCGUCCUACAAACCGCUUCUCACCAAAGCCCCUACAGCCUCCACCAUGCGCCUAGCUCUGCUUUCAUAACAUACGUAUUACAUAUUGAACUAUUACAAUAUAUUAUACACAUUUCAUAAGAAAAGAACUCUUUACAAUAUACAUAACCUCACAUAAUUGAUCAUAAUUCAACUAUAUAAUAUGUUUUUUUCUAUUUUUAUAUAACAAAAAAUAAAAUAACAUACCUUUCCAAAAACCAACUGUGGCACCCCUCUGCUCUUACUGAGGGUUCUUCCCCGAGUUGUUUGUUUUUCUUUUUUCCUUCUUUACUAACUUUAAAUAUAACCUUUUACCUUAGCAUUCUGAGCAUAACUAUUUCAAGAAACAAACCUUUGUUACUAAUGUAAUUUACAUAAAUCUACCAUAAAUUGCACAAUUCGUUACUGGACCCCACAUAAGGAUAUUAUAGCCACCUGCCAAACGUGAUUUCCCUUUGCCAUUUCUUUAUAAUGGCUGGCUAAGCCAUAUAAAGAAAAAAAGAAAAAGUUCAAUGUUUUAGUUUAAAUAAAUUAACUAUUUACAUAUAUACAUAACCCAUCCAUACAAAAGUAUAAACAUAAUAAUCCAAGAAUAUCUAUAUCAGUGUUGAAUGAGCAGUCCUUUUUUUGAAUGCAAAAAAUUUCAGUAAACAAGUACAAUCCCCUUAUAAAACCUAAGCCGGCAAACUAAAUUAAAGGAACCAAACAAACGUCAGGUAAAAGGUACCACAGGUAAGCGUUGCAGGCCUGUUACUUGAAGGCGAUUGUGACGCUACUCGCCGACGGCCUCUUAUGCUGUAAUAGAGCAGACGGGUCUCGUUUUCUGGUUUCCAGCAGAUGUGCGUUCCCUUUCGUUUCUUUCCUAGCGAGUAUCAAUUCUCGGCGAUAGUUGGUCAGCUGUAACAAUAUCCGAUAUCAGCAAUGUAAUCCAAUGUCUGCAGACUUUGUCCAUGUUCUGCGUUUCAUGGACAGUCCUCCCUAGCUUAUCGGUUUAGUGUUCUCGACCAGUCCAUCCAAUCACCAACACGUUCACUUUUUCUUUCCCCACUGUUAAUUCCGUGCUGGAAUCCGGUCUUUUUUUUUUUUCCUCUCUUUUUAAACUCCUUGCUGAAGUUUACCAUGGACCAGCAUUUCAAUCCUCGCUUUCAGUGCUAAAGCCCAUCUCUCUCCUUUCUUUUCUUGCCCCUCCUUUUCUCGUCUCUUCUGACCUCUGACCCCCGACUUUCGCUACUUUCCAAACCAAUAAAAUAAUUUAACAUAAAUACCAGCAUUUACUUUUUAUAUUUAAAACCUUAGAAAUUACAUAACUU
Molecule: messenger RNA, 3412 nt
Organism: Erpetoichthys calabaricus (reedfish)
Lineage: Eukaryota; Metazoa; Chordata; Cladistia; Polypteriformes; Polypteridae
Product: zinc finger protein 501-like
Exons: 3
Coding region: 192-1763 (523 amino acids)
Biological process (GO): regulation of transcription by RNA polymerase II; central nervous system development
Cellular component (GO): nucleus
Molecular function (GO): DNA-binding transcription factor activity, RNA polymerase II-specific; RNA polymerase II cis-regulatory region sequence-specific DNA binding
Source: RefSeq, a predicted model, not a curated record